AAUUUACGUCAAAUUUCACUUUUCAUAGCAGGUUAGGAGAAUUAACGUAACAGAUUAGGGUUAGCUAAAAUGCUUAAUUUUUGUACGUAAAAAAAAAAACAUUUGACGUUUUGAGUUGACAAAAGCUGGAUCUGUUCUAACCUUGACUCGAUGGGUUUAUUACUACCAGAAGUUCUUCUUUGACACCGGAAGUGUAUCUUCAAUCAUCGUUGGCGGCGGACCGUCAAAGCCAAAGAUGAGUGGUGAUACUGAUGGAAAUAAGGAGUUCCAUGAGCAGCUCCGGCUGCAGCAGCUGUAUGGCCAGAGACAGGGGGACGGAGCUGACCCUAACACCUUCGUGGACCCAGAGGAUGGGACCAUGUAUGACUGGGACCACGACAAGAAAGCAUGGUUUCCUAAAAUAACAGAGGACUUCCUUGCUGCGUAUCAAGCUAACUACGGCUUCACAAAGGAUGGGGAGCACGAUCCAAAUGCUGCGUGUGCACCUGACACGGGCACAACAGCCAAGCUAGAGGAGGGGAAGAAAGCCGAGAAGCGCACUGACACGGAACAGCCGAAAGAUGGCAAGAAGGAGAAAGGAGAGAAAAGGAAGGCAGAUACCGCAGCCUGGUUUGAUGUGGAAACCGACAAGAAUACCAAUGUGUACGUGUCAGGUCUUCCACCGGACAUCACCACGGAGGAGUUUGUUGAGGUCAUGUCUAAGUGUGGCAUUGUUAUGAGGGACCCCAUCUCUGAGGAGUACAAAGUCAAACUCUACAGGGACGGCCAGGGGAACCAGAAAGGCGACGGACUCUGCUGUUACUUAAAGAAGGAGUCUGUAGCCCUGGCUGAGCGACUGAUUGACGAGUCAGAGAUCAGGGGGUAUCAGCUCCACGUGGAGGCUGCCAGGUUCGAGCUCAAGGGUCAGUACGACGCCAGUAAGAAGAAGAAGAAGAGCAAGGAUUAUCGCAAGAGGAUGAAGGCACAGCAGAAGCAGCUGGACUGGAGGCCAGAGAAGAAAGGGGAGGCGCGCAUGAGGCAUGAACGCGUGCUCAUCAUCCAGAACAUGUUCCACCCCAGUGACUUUGAGGAAGACCCCCUGGUGUUAAAUGAGUACCGAGACGACCUCCGGACUGAAUGUGAGAAAUUUGGUCAGGUGAAGAAGGUCAUCAUUUUUGAUAGACAUCCUGAUGGAGUGGCCUCGGUGGCCUUCAAAGAGCCAGAGGAUGCAGAUGUGUGUCAAAUAGCGCUGGACGGUCGCUGGUUUGGCGGCAAGAAGUUAUCAGCACAGCUGUGGGAUGGAUCCACUGACUACCAGGUGGAGGAAACCACGAGGGAGCGAGAGGAGAGACUGAAAGGCUGGGCAGCCUACCUAGAGGGUGGGAGCAAGGGGCCUGCACCGCCGGGGGCACCGCCAGGGAGUACAGAGGGACCAACCACAACCACAGAGGAGUCAUCCAGCAAGGCAGAGGGACCUGUGACGGAGCCCUCCAACUCUCAGAGCCAGGAAGCAGGAGCAAAGGCAGCAGUAGACCCUGGGGUGGAACCAAAGACCUCUGAGGACGCAGAAGUAAGUUCCACUGACAGCAGCCUGGCAGGAAGUGAUGAAGAAGACACGUAGACAGACACACAGACAUCACUGUACAUCUCCUUGUGUUCAGCAUAUAAAAGGACAGUCUUGCCUGACGUCUGCUAAACUGCCCCCACACCUUGUUUGAUUGGUGGAAAGUGACACACUGAGGAAUAAGGCUAUUGGGAUGGAAAUACUCUGUUGCGUACAUAGUGAUGAAUAAAAAAAAAAGUUAUUUGUAUAUUUUCGAUUCUUUCCCUCCACAAUGAUCUGUUUUAUUGAUUGACCUCAAUAAUUUAAACAUCACUUUUAUGUCUUUUAUACUAGGAAUUUGUGUAAUGAACUAAAUGGUCUUGGUCUUGGUUUGAAUACUCUGGGAAUGGAAACACAGUUAGGGACCAAGCUUUGGAGAGGUCUUAAACUGAAAGGAUUUACAUCCAUGUUUUUCCAUUGUCUCUCUUGAAUAUAGCAGUGAACUCGAUUUCAACCUUAAAGCUAAAACUCCAUCCUGUCUUGUCAUGAUUUGUUUUGAGAUGGAAAAUAAACGCAACGUUACCAAUGGCAA
This is a messenger RNA of Salmo salar (Atlantic salmon), 2114 nucleotides long. RefSeq names its product HIV-1 Tat specific factor 1 (gene htatsf1). Gene Ontology annotation, biological process: mRNA splicing, via spliceosome. Gene Ontology annotation, molecular function: RNA binding. Gene Ontology annotation, cellular component: U2-type spliceosomal complex; U2 snRNP. Lineage: Eukaryota; Metazoa; Chordata; Actinopteri; Salmoniformes; Salmonidae. The record is from RefSeq and is a predicted model, not a curated record.